AUGAUUAGAAGAUACAGAAGUUUUAUUAAUAUUUCUUUUCUGUUUUAUUGUUUUUUUUCCGUUUCUACAUUUACCUCUUCUCAAAUUAUUUUUUCUACAUAUUCAUUCUUGCGGUCUUCCUUUUCUUCCACAUUUUUUUUCUGUUCUAUCUUUCUUUCUUUCUUUCUUUCUUCUUUCAUUCAUGCCUUUUCUUUCUUUCUUUCGUUGCUUCUUCCCUCCAUUCAUUCAUUCAUUCAUUCAUUCUUUCUUUCUUUCUUUCUUUCUUUCUUUUUUCUUUCUUUCUUUCCAUGCCUCCUCCCUUUAUUCAUUCCUUUCUUUCUUUCUUUCCAUGCCUCCUCCCUUUAUUCAUUCCUUCCUUUCUCCUUUCUUUCUUUCUUCAUUUAUUCUUUCCUUUUUCCUCCCUUCAUUCCUUCUUUCUUUCUUCAUUCAUUCUUUCCUUUCUCCUUUCUUUCUUUCUUUCUUUCUUUUUCCUUCUUUCUUUCUUUCUUUCUUUCUUUUUUCAUUCAUUCUUUCCUUUUUCCUCUCUUCAUUCUUUGUUUCUUUCUUUUUGUUUCUUUUUUUUUUUUCUUUUUCUUUCUUCUUUCUUUCUUUCUUUCUUUCUUUUCAUUCUUUCCUUUUCCUUUUUUUUUUCUUUUUUUCUUUCUUUUUUUCUCCUUUUCAUUUAUUCUUUUCCUUUCUUUCUUUUUUCUUUUCUUUUCUUUCUUCAUUCUUUCUUUUCUUUUCAUUUUUCUUUCUUUCUUCAUUCAUUCUUUCCUUUUUCUUUCUUUCUUUCUUUCUUUCUUUCAUUCCUUCCUUUUUCCUUCUUUCUUUCUUUAUUUCUUUCGUUCUUCAUUCCUUCCUUUUUCCUUCUUUCUUUUUUCAUUUGUUUCUUUUUCCUCCUUACUUUCUUUCGUUCUUCAUUCCUUCAUUUUCCUUCUUUCUUCAUUCAUUCCUUCCUUUUUCUUUCUUUCUUUCUUUCUAUACUUCCUACCUUCAUUUAUUCCUUCAUUUUUUUCCUUCUUUCUUUCUUUCUAUUGUCAUCGCUUUAUUUUUUCCUGUUUUAUACAUCAUUUGUUUGUAGUUUUUUUCUUGAGAAAAAAGAUCGGACUACCAUUGUCUUCGGAUGAUUGUUACAAAAGUCUUUCUUUAGCAAAUCUUUUAAUGACAAUUUCAUUUUAA
Messenger RNA from Acanthosepion pharaonis, 1158 nucleotides. NCBI's taxonomy places the organism in Eukaryota, Metazoa, Mollusca, Cephalopoda, Sepiida, Sepiidae. The record is from the annotation of a GenBank genome assembly.